AGCACACGUCUAACAAUUGCAAGGACAGAAGGUCAACAUGGUCGACUCAACCGCAGCGCCAGAGCCAAAGCGCGAAAUGAAGGUCCUCGCGCUGGGCCUCCCUCGCACAGGAUCCGCCUCCAUCGCCGACGCGCUGACCAUCUUGGGCUACGAGAAUGUGCACCACGGCAUUAGGGCCAUUGACUCAGUGGACGACUGGAAGGUCAUCAACCGUGCGGCAGAUGCAACAUUCCCGGUUCUGCCCACCUACAGUGGAAAGCCGUUUACUCGAGACGAAUGGGACGAGCUGUACGGCUCCUGUGAGGCAGGUACCGAUAUGGCUGCAUUAUUUGCGACGCAGCUUAUCCAGGUAUAUCCCGAAGCCAAGGUGCUCUUAGUCGUACGGGACUUUGACUCGUGGUAUAAAAGCUACAACAGCGUCUUUGAUGAGCUUUGGAGCUUCAGAGCCGACCUGGCCAUCGACUACGCCGAGCCAUUGAUCGGAUACGAGACGGGCGUCGCCUCCCGCAAAGCAAUCCUCGGUUUCUUCGACGCCAGGAAUGUAGAUGAGGCGCGGAAAAACGCGCGGAUGGUGUACGAUCGACACUACCGCCAACUGCAGGAAAUGGUACCACCAGAGAAGCUGCUGGUGUAUCGCAUGGGACAAGGAUGGGAGCCCAUAUGCGAGUUCCUCGACAAGCCGGUGCCAGACCUCGAGUUCCCUCGGGUCAAUGAGGCGGCGGCGCUCAAGGAGAAGAUGGCGAAAAAGAUCAAGUCGCAUAUAACGAAGGCGGUGAUGGUGUUGAUGCCCUGGGUGGUGGGCGUAGUUGCUCUCGGAGUGGGAUUGUGGACAGUGAUGAGGAGAAAUUAGUUGCUGGCAUGGAUAGUCUAUGGGGAUUGAAAGAUGAACGAGCAAGAUAUUUCACCAAAAGAUCGCGUAGUGGGAACGCGGUUUAAGGAGGUGAGUACAGGCGGUAUAUCAC
Ilyonectria robusta is the source of this 962-nucleotide messenger RNA. Its product is annotated as P-loop containing nucleoside triphosphate hydrolase protein. The coding region runs from base 38 to 850 and encodes 270 amino acids. The record is from RefSeq and is a predicted model, not a curated record. The transcript has a single exon. NCBI's taxonomy places the organism in Eukaryota, Fungi, Ascomycota, Sordariomycetes, Hypocreales, Nectriaceae.